Messenger RNA from Medicago truncatula (barrel medic), 1829 nucleotides. RefSeq names its product patellin-4. The record is from RefSeq and is a predicted model, not a curated record. Gene Ontology annotation, molecular function: lipid binding. The coding region runs from base 155 to 1579 and encodes 474 amino acids. The transcript is spliced from 4 exons. Lineage: Eukaryota; Viridiplantae; Streptophyta; Magnoliopsida; Fabales; Fabaceae.
CUAUAUUUGGCGCCACUCAACUAACGGUUGAGAAUUAUCAAAUUCAACAAACUGAUCCAUCAUCACAUAAAAAUUAUCUGGUUGCCACAAAUCAUAACAAAUUUCUUCUAACACCAUCAUUCCUGAUCCCUCCCCAUCCUCUCCACCCUCUUCCAUGCUCCAGUUUUCUGGCAAAUUCUCGUUGCCGGAAAAUCCGAUCAGGGAAGAGGCCAUGAGUGAUACCGAUGAAUACAAUGAUGAUAAUGGGAACAACAAAAAUUAUAUCCAUUUAGAUUUCAAUGAAAAUCAAAUAAGCCUUAUCAAUGAGGACGAAUAUGAUCAUGAUCUUGUUAGUGAUCAUGAUCUUGUUAGUGAUGUGGAACGAGAAUUGGUUGAUGAUGAGGAGGUAGGGACACCAAGUCCUGCAGAGAUUAGGCUCAAGAGAAAGAAAUCAUUGUUGGAAUUUCGUUGCAAAAUUCAAGAAGCAAUUAUUGGAAAAUAUUUGUUAGGUGAAGGAGAAAAAGGAGAAAAAAUUUCAUUGCCAAAGGAAAAUCUUAGAGAUAUUACAUUAUGGGGUGUUCCUUUAUUACCAAGUAGGGCACAUGAAGGUACUGAUAUUGUAUUGAGGAAAUUCUUAAAGGCUAAAGAUUACAAAGUCAAUGAUGCAUUUGACAUGUUACAGAAGACAUUGGUUUGGAGAAUUAAGAAUAAUGUUGAUAAAAUUCUUGAUGAAGAUUUGGGUUCUGAUUUUGAAAAAGUUGGAUAUUUGGAUAGUAGAGAUAAGGAAGGUCGACCGGUUUGUUACUAUGUUUACGAGGUUUUCAAAGACAAGAGUUUGUACAAGAAGACAUUUGGAACACAAAAGAAAUGUGACUUGUUUUUGAGAUGGAGGAUUCAAUUGAUGGAAUUUGCUAUUAAGAAGUUGAGUUUUAGAGGCGGUGUUGAUGGAAUUAUUCAGGUUUAUGAUUUGAAGAGUGCACCAAUUCAAGGAAUGAAAGAGCUUAACUCAGUCAGCAAAAAGGCUCUUAUGUUGUUUCAAUGCUAUUAUCCUGAGAUAGUUUAUAAAAAUAUUGUAGUAAAUGCACCAUUUUGGUUCUACACUUCACAAGUAUUAUUCUCAAGGUUUAUGAACCAGAGAAACAAAAAGAAGUUCAUCCUUGCAAGACCACAAAGGGUCACACCAAUUCUUCUCAGGUACAUAGGCCCAGAGCAUCUUCCAGCAGGAUAUGGUGGUCUAAGGAGGAAUAAUGACCAUGAUUUUUCUCCUGAUGAUAAAGUUUUAGAGCAUAGAAUCAGAGCAAAUUCUGUUUCAACAGUUGAAUUUCCUGUCAAUGAGACUGGAGUGACAAUAAUGUGGGACAUAACUGUUGUUGGAUGGGAGGUGAUUUACAAGGAAGAGUUCAUUCCAAAUGAUGAAUGUUCAUACAAUGUAUUACUACAAAACCAAAGUGUUGUUGGUGACAGCAUUAGAAACUCUUUUUACAUAAAUGAACCAGGGAAGAUAGUAAUAACAGUUGAAAAUGGGAAUUUCAAGAAGAAGAGAAUGUACUAUAGAACAAAAACUAGAGUCACUGUUCCAAUGUUCAUUUUGCUAUCAUAAAUAAAAAAUAGUAGUUUUCUCCUCUUCAUUUGAAGAUAUUGUAUUUUUUUUUUUUUGUAUUCAGUAGGCCAGAAGCUACCAACAUGAAAUUGAUGGCAGAAUAGAUCCAUUUUACUUGCUGCUAAAAAUUCAUAAGGUAGUUCAUGAUGGCUACAAUUGAUUGUAUAUGUAUCCACAUGUUUUUGAUGUUUUUUUUAACAUGUGAACCUCAAUGCCAUGAAUUAAUGGAAUAGGUAAUUUUAUGUAAUAA